CUAUUAGUCUUUGUUUACUACUCGUGCUGUUCGUUUCGACCAGGAAAAGUGUAAUCAAUUUGGAGAUAAACACAAUCACAAAUUUAUUUUAUUGAGCAAGUACAACAAGUAAAUUGAGAGAAAGAAUUGAAAAAUGUCGUUACCUGACUUUAUGACCGAUCCUAAUGCUGUUCUUAAUGACAAAGAUCAUGAGUGGCGCUACAAGGUGGUUCCCGAUUACUCGAAAGCUAAUGCUCUUUAUGAAGAAGAAAAGACCGUUGAACACGAAGAAGGUUCACUAGAAUGGCUUGUAUCCAAUUUGGUUAAGAAUUGGGAGAAGGAAAUGUCCCAUAAAGUUCGUGCUGAUCAAAUUAGAACAAUCAAUAAGGAUAAAUAUCGUUUUUCAUGCAAUGGAAAGGAAUGGAAAAACAUCGAUCAAAUGCUGGAGUUGGGAACCUACAACGCAUUGAUUGGCGAUAGAGAUUCAUACAAAGCUAGUGAAUUAGAUUUCAAUGAUUCUCAUAAGCUCUUCAAGAGAGCUCUUCGUGUAUUCUCAUGGGAAUGUAUCAAGGUUUACAGUGGACCACCUGUUGUUGCAUUCAAAUGGAGGCACUGGGGACUCAACAAUGGAGACGUUACCCUAGAAACCAAGAGCGGCACCAAAUACGAAUCAGUUGCAUCAAACAAAGUUCUUGAACUUUACGGUGUUUCUGUUGCUAAAGUCAAUGAUAAAUUCCAAAUUGAGGAUCUUGAAGUAUUUUAUGAUCCAUCAGAUUCCGUUGAUCCAUUGUUCAAAAAAGCUGGAGGAUGUCCAAUGAAAUAAAAUCCUCAAUUUUUGAAUAUGCUUAAAAAUGUAUUAAUCAUGUUGAAAACUAUUAAAAAAUUCUUAAUACUCAAUUAAAAUUAAAAAUAUUUGUUUAAUUUAUAGCUAUAGACUUAUAACAUUUCAGUCGCAUUUUGGAUCAUUCCCUGAUUAAUUCCACGUGUCUUUGAUUGUAGUAGUAUGACUCAGCACAUUCCACUUUAUUUAUUCUGCUUUGACAUCGGCAUCUUUCAAUAUUUUGAUUUUACAUUGCCCCUCUU
Molecule: messenger RNA, 1062 nt
Organism: Chironomus riparius
Lineage: Eukaryota; Metazoa; Arthropoda; Insecta; Diptera; Chironomidae
Source: the annotation of a GenBank genome assembly